UUUUCCCAAACUGGACAGAAGCCUUUAAAAUCAAGAAGGUAACACCUGGAGAAGGUCAGCAAGCCAGGGGGGUCACCUCUCAAGGCAAGAUGUGCAAGCCCAAGACUGACAUCGUUUUCCUGAAAGUCCACAAGAGCGCCAGCAGCACCGUCAUGAACAUCCUGUUCCGCUUUGGGGAGACUCACAACCUCACCUUCGCCUUCCCCCAGGGUGGGGGCUUCCAGCUCUCCUACCCCUACCACUUCCUGGCCAGGUUCGUGCAGGGCUUCUCCCCGCACAGCCCCCGGCGCUUCAACAUCCUCUGCCACCACAUGCGCUUCCUGCAGCCGGAGGUGCAGAAAGUGGUGCCCAGCUCUGCCGUGUACUUCUCCAUCCUGAGGAACCCCGUGCAGCUGAUGGAGUCCUCCUUCGUGUACUACAAGGGAGCGUCAGCCUUCUCCCGUGUGCGCAGCCUGGAGGAGUUCCUGCGCCAGCCCCGCCGCUACUACGACCCCUCCCGCGGCGACCGCCACUACGCCAGGAACCUCAUGACCUUCGAUUUCGGCUUCAACCCCGACGGAGAUGUGUCCCCCGAGCGGGUGCAGCUCAUGCUGAGAGCCAUCGAGGCGUCCUUCGACUUUCUGCUCAUCUCCGAGUACUUCGACGAGUCCAUGGUGCUGCUGAAGGAGAUGCUGUGCUGGGACCUGGACAGCGUCGUGUCCUUCCCUCUCAACUCCCGGGACAGCAGCACCAAAUCCUCGCUGCCGGCCUCCUCCGUGGAGCGGCUGAAGGCGUGGAACCGGCUGGACUGGGAGAUCUACACGCACUUCAACCGCAGUUUUUGGGAGCGCAUCGAGCGCCACGUCGGCGCGGCGCGGCUGCGGCGGGAGCUGCGGGCGCUGCGGGCGCGGCGGGCGGAGCUGGCGGAGACCUGCCUGCAGGGCACGGGCAGCGUGGCCCCCAAGGACAUCAAGGACUCGUCCCUGCGGCCGCUGCAGCACGGCGGGGCCCGGAUCCUGGGCUACAACCUCAAGCAGGGCUUGGAUGGCGAGCUGGAGCGGACGUGCCGGCGGCUGGUGACGCCGGAGCUGCAGUACAGCAGCCUGCUCUACAAGAAGCAGUUCCCCCCGCAGCACCCCGAGACCCCCCGGUGA
Molecule: messenger RNA, 1133 nt
Organism: Ficedula albicollis (Collared flycatcher)
Lineage: Eukaryota; Metazoa; Chordata; Aves; Passeriformes; Muscicapidae
Product: galactose-3-O-sulfotransferase 2-like
Exons: 2
Coding region: 90-1133 (347 amino acids)
Biological process (GO): glycolipid biosynthetic process
Cellular component (GO): membrane
Molecular function (GO): galactosylceramide sulfotransferase activity
Source: RefSeq, a predicted model, not a curated record